This is a messenger RNA of Brassicogethes aeneus, 2435 nucleotides long. NCBI's taxonomy places the organism in Eukaryota, Metazoa, Arthropoda, Insecta, Coleoptera, Nitidulidae. The record is from the annotation of a GenBank genome assembly.
AAGUUGUCGGUAAUGUAGGUUUCUCGCGAUUUUGAGGUUUGAUUUAGUAAUUUUGAAAAAUUAAAAUGUUCGUGAUUAGCAAAACGCUUAUUAAUACUUUGUUAAAUCGUUUUAUACAUAGGAAAAUCGUCCAGCAAACGAUCGUGCCUAUAUUGCGGCGAAAUCCCGUAAAUUUUAGGUUAUGUAUACCGUUGGUUGUCGGUAAACAUAGAUAUUUACGUAAUGGGGCGCUAAUUCCUAAAAUCGCUUUUGCGUUGAGUAUCCUGCAAUGGAUUGGGUUUAGCGAGGAGGAUAAAGAUAAAGACUCGGAGCUGAUAAUGACGUUAAAAAGGGCUGUAUUGUGUACACAACGAGAGCAGUACGAUAAAGCUGAGCAGAUGUUGCAUUUGGCUUUGAGGCUGGCUCAGCAGCAACAAAGCCAACAAGGGAUCAUCUAUUGUUACGACUUGAUGGCCAAUUUGGCUUUCGAGAGGUUUGAAUUGGAGAAAGCGGAAAAGUUGUUUGUUGUGGUUUUACAGUUGUUAUUAGGCACUGGGUUGGAGCAAGAGAACUUAAAAGUAAUACAUGUGAGUCUUAAAUUGGCUAGGAUUUGUCAGUUAAAGGCUGAAAUAGAGAAAGCUGACAUAGGCUAUAAAUGGUGCCUGGACAAAAUAGAGAAGCAGAAGAAUAGAAAUAGAGAUGCACAAAUCUUAUAUGGAGUUAUUAACGACUGGUAUGCGCAAUUCUUACUGGAUAAAGGUGACAUACAGAAAUCCUUCUUACAUUUAAACGAAGCCUAUGAUGUUUGCUCGAGAUCCAAUGGAAAAUAUAAUGAAACCAGCAUGUUAUUGUUAAAUGAUUUGGGUAUUACGAGUUUUCGUGCUGGGGAUAUUGAUACAGCGCAAAAAUACUUGAACGAAGGUAUCAGUAUUGGGAGAAAUAUCGAAGAUAAGUCGCAUUUGGGGGUUUUGCACGCCAACUUGGGGCUUAUUUUGAUUGAAAAGGGGGUUUUGAAGGAAGCUGAACGGUAUUGCAAUGAAGCAAUGCAUUUAGGCAAAAAACAUGAUAACAACGAGUCGAUGGAGCAGGCCAAUUACUGUUUUGAUCAAAUAAAACAAAAUUUAGGAAAAUAAUUUUAAUUUAACAAAUUAAUGAUUUUAAAUUUGUAUUUAUUUUUAUAGAUGUAUAUGUAUGUAUAUAAAUUACUAGUUUUUAAUUAAUAAUAAAAAAUUAACUAAGUACACAAUUAUUUUACUCAAAUUCUGCUAUAAUAACCAUCAUACCAACCCCAGCUGACAUUGCCAGUAUUUGCAGGAUAGUUUGAAUUAUGCUGGGUUUUUCUUCGUCCAACAAUUCUGGAAUGACUGAAACAAGGGCAAUGUAAAUAAAACCACCCGCGGUGAAGGGCAGAAUCCAUGCUGCUGCCAUAGCAGUAUCUGUAUUAUUCACUAGUAAAGAUAUAGCUGUACCGGCUAAAGCCCCAAUGGCUGUUGUGAGUUGUAGUAGCAUUGCGUUUUUACGCGACACACCUGACUGAAGAAGUAUAGCAAAAUCGCCUAUUUCGUGCGGUACUUCAUGAAGUAAUAUUGUUAUUGUGGUCACAAUACCAAUUGUAUUGCCAGCUAAGUAGGAUGACCCUAUGGCCAAGCCAUCAGUGAAGUUGUGAGUGAAAUCUGCAGCCAAGUUGAGAUAUCCGGCUACCUUAAUCUCUUUUGGUUCUUCUUUGGUGUUUUCAGACUUUUUGGUGGACUUCUUAUCAUCUUUUUUCUUGUGACUAUGACCAUGUCCUGCUUUGAUGAUUCUCACACCUUUUUCCACUAUCAGGAAAGCUACAAUUCCUGUUAACACCCAUAAACCAACAGACAUAUCGUGUACAUGUCCUUCCGGUUCUUCUGAGUGACUGUGAGCAUGGGAAUGAGAAUGUGAAUGCUCACUACCCACUGCCAUUGUGGCAUGUGGUAUCAAAUGCAAAAAAGCAUCCCCCAAUAAACCACCUGAGGCAAACGCCAAUAAAACUUUCAACAGUGGCUGAUCCUGCUCUGUAUUUUUCAAUGGUACAAAAAACAAAAUAAAAAACGGCGCAGCGCUGAUCAAAAGAGUUGAACCCAUAGCAUUUAUCCACAACUCUUGUGUAUCCAACAUUUUAUUACUCUUUUUAGUCGCCGGUUCAUGAUGAUGUUCUUCUACUUUCUCAUUAGCGGCUUUAGAAUACUUAAAAGACGGUUUUUCGUCGUGACUAUGCCCAUGAUGAUCGUGCCCCUCGCUUAGUUUCACAAUCAACACCAAAAACACGCAAAUUAACGCGAGAAUCUUUGCGCGAAACAUCGUUAGGUUUUAUUUAGGAACUUUUAUCACUUAAAUUUCAUAUGGAAUACGUGUGCUGUUUAAAUCAUCUUUGUUUUUGUUGGUUAGACGCGGUGACGUUUCAGCUGUCAAUACAGGAAACUGUAUUAAGU